GCGCGUCAUCAAGCAUGAAGUAAAAAGAGGAAUAGCGCGCCCCCGAGCGUACGCAAAGUCUGACUGUACCACAGUUGUCAUCUUGAACAUGUUAUGGAAAUUAUUAACGGAAUGCGAUACAAUUUUGUCACAGAUCAUGCAAAAAAUCGUAAACGCAAGUUUAUCCCUGCACGUGCAUUAACACGACGAACUUUUGGCUGGUUUUGAAGGAAGCGAGUUUAUGGUUCCGGUGACGAGCUGCUUUUCUCUGUCAGGAAACUCACUGCGCGAAAGAUUCAUUCUAGCAUUUGCUGUUUAUCACCAUCACAAGAAUGCUUGGACUAAUGUCGACUAAAGAUCUUAUUUGCCGCUUACUGUCACCCAGAUAACUUCAACGGCGUUUGGAUAGCAUAUUUUCGCACUUUCGCUAAGUUUUAACUUGUCAUGCAAGUUGCGCACAUCAACGGAAAGCGGAAUUUGUUCUCGAAGUUCAAGUAGCCUCUGGCUGUAAUGCGCAGCAUUUCUUUUGUCCACACCAUCGGCAGUGGGAUUUAUGUGUCAUUUUUCUAAUACACUUUUUUUCGAUUUUAGUUCGAUAAAGUGGAUACAUAAAUGCUUGUCUCACAGUCACAUGCCUUCAUUCAAAAAGAUUUGUCGCAUAAUAAUGCUGAGAUUGUCCAAGCAUCCAGCUGAGGCUCGUUUCUUUUUCAUGUCCUUGUACAAACUUAUUACCCACCGGUGUUGGAUUGAUACAUUUGCACGGACAGUAAUCGUCGCCUUUCACUAAAAAGUGAAAACUAUAUUGAACUGACCAAGCACAUCGAAGAAGAAAAAAUUUGCAAACCUAGCAGGAAAAGAAGCCAUCAAAAUUACGGAAAUCGCUUCGUCCUUUUCCUACAGUCUGCUGUUACAAAUGGAUUUUAUUAAAGCAACACGCUUACCUCUGCAUCACUAGUGUUAUUACAAGACAUCUGGAGUUUAUUAUUCAGAUUUAUUUGAGACUUUUUUAUACAACAGUUAUGUUGCAAAUCUAUAAUGAUAGAGUCAACGAAGCUUACCUUUCUUAAUCUGUUAAACACGUUAUUCUUUGUCGCUUCGUGAUUUUAUUUCAUCCAUAUGACUGUUACUGUCACUCUCAGCGUAAUCAGGUGAUUGCGCAUUUUGUGUUUUUAAGAAGUGUCAGCUUUUACCCCAGGAGCAUAAAGUCACGGAUGAUAUGGGAGACCCUCAGGUGCCCGCGCACCUGGACGCGCUUUAGCGAUGGCAGUCUGUCCACUUUGGUGGAGGGACUGGAUAUCUGUUCACUGUCCAACUGCAUUAACUGUGACUAUAAAGUUUCCAAGAGAGGACUGAAAGCGGCUGAGGGCUCCCUCAUCUGCAUCUGUACUUCACCCAAAGUUCAGGACAUUGAUGGGUGUCGCAGCAGGACAGUGUGUGUGAGGACCUCAAAACGAGAGCAGAAACAGUUACACUGCCAAAAUGAAUGAGAGACAGGCUCUCCAUUCAAUUAUGAAGGAUCUGGUGGCCCUGCAGAUGACUAGGCGCCAGCCUUCGACAACCUAUGACACGGCAAAACCCAAACCUGUCAGCACCGCCGGCUCAUCCAACAGAAUGGAUGAUGUCAGAAUUAAGUUUGAAUUCUGCGGUGAAAGAAGGAUUCUGAUGUUUGGGCGGCCUGUGCAGUUUGAGGAAAUCCAGCAGAAAGUCAAAACAUUCUUCGGUCAGCAGUUAGACCUGCAUUAUAUGAAUAAUGAGCUGUCCAUUCCCCUGCGCAGUCAGGAUGACUUGGAUAAAGCCAUUGAUCUGUUGGAUCGCAGUUCAAACAUGAAGAGCAUCAAGAUCAUGCUGCUGACACAGGAACUAAGCAAUGCCUCUUCUCCAUCUCAUCACACCGUGUGCAAGCAGGUCCGCAUUAAAACCUCACAGUCCACUGGCGAUGUCAGUACCGUAUACCAGUCCUCAGAACCCAGAGGACGCCACCACUCGACCAGCUCUCAGAACACUGGGCGCAGUUCUCCUCCCCCUGGUUACGUUCCUGAGCGCCAACAGCGAAUUGCACGCCAGGGAUCCUACACCAGUAUCAAUAGUGAGGGGGAGUUCAUACCUGAAACCAGUGACCAGUGUGUGCUGGAUCCCUGGAGCAGUGCAGAAAACUCUGUGUCCGGCAGCUGUCAGUCGCUGGACAGCAACUCUGAAAGCCCCUCACUCAGAAAACCUCGUACACACAGAAUUAAGAGUUAUCCUGACAACCGGCAGGACUGUUCAGACCGGGAAAACCAUGUUUAUGAUAAGAUUGUGGGGAAGGGAGGGACGUACCCCCGGAGGUAUCACGUGUCCCUGCACCAUAAAGACCACAGUGAAGGUCGGCGGACAUUUCCACGGAUCCGCCGUCCUCAGGGCAACCUAUUUACUUUGGUGCCAUCACGGCGAUCGCUAAACGGCAGUGAAGAGAGUGUGGGGAGCUGGCAGUUGGUUGAUGCCAAGGCUAGACUUCGCCCACAGGACCGUCCAGUCCCUCAUAAGUCCCCUACAGCUCCGUUGACGUGGCGCAGAGGGAAAUUGCUGGGUCAGGGGGCUUUUGGGAGAGUGUAUCUAUGCUAUGAUGUAGACACAGGCAGAGAACUUGCAGCAAAACAGGUUCAUUUUGACCCUGCCAGUCCAGAAACCAGCAAGGAGGUGAGCGCUUUGGAGUGUGAGAUACAGCUGUUGAAGAACCUGCACCAUGAGCGGAUCGUCCAGUACUAUGGUUGCCUUCGAGACCACAAUGAAAAGACCCUUACCAUUUUCAUGGAGUAUAUGCCAGGGGGCUCAGUCAAAGACCAGCUAAAGGCGUAUGGGGCUUUGACAGAAAAUGUGACGCGCAAGUACACCAGACAGAUCCUGGAGGGCAUGUCUUACCUGCACAGUAACAUGAUAGUCCACAGGGACAUCAAAGGUGCCAACAUCCUGCGAGAUUCAGCAGGCAACGUGAAGCUGGGAGAUUUCGGCGCCAGUAAGCGGCUUCAAACCAUCUGCAUGUCCAGCACCGGGAUCCGUUCUGUUACGGGAACACCGUACUGGAUGAGUCCAGAGGUCAUUAGCGGAGAGGGGUACGGUCGGAAAGCUGAUGUUUGGAGUCUCGGCUGCACUGUGGUGGAGAUGUUAACGGAAAAGCCCCCAUGGGCUGAAUACGAAGCCAUGGCAGCCAUAUUUAAGAUCGCCACUCAGCCUACCAACCCUCAGCUUCCCUCUCACAUCUCCGAGCACACGCGCGACUUUCUCCGCUGCAUCUUUGUGGAGGCCAAGUACCGACCGAGUGCAGAGGAGUUGCUCAGACAUCCCUUCUCCCAGAUCUUGUGUUGAGGAGGUCAAACGUCUAUCCAGCUGCUUCCACCAGUUAAAGGGCCUCAGAGGAACAAACGUCCCUCAUACAAACAUUUUAAAGGUCAUUCAAAGACUCAAGCCAUGAUAAGCUGAGUAUCAAAGGCAAUCGACUUUUCCAAAACAUGUGGCCUGCUAGCACCCAGUCAGCUGUUGGCAGGAUGAGGUCACGCAAGUUUUAUUUAUAAGGGUCUCUGCAACAGCAGGGGGCACUACAGGAUACUUUACACAUUUCUAUUUGAGGAAUAAACGGAUCACUUAACAGGAUAAGCAGCGGCUUUAAACUGCACUCUUCAUUAUUAUAAUUGCCAGACUUUUCUCUUUUGAAGCCUGCAUGGUUUAUCUCUCACACUUAAAAGCAGACAUCAAGAAUGUCUCCCAGUAAUGAAUGUUGUACACCGGGACUAUUCAUCUUUGGUCCUGGAAGGCCACUUCAGAGUUUAGUUUCAAAUAAAACACACCUGCUUGCAAUAUAAGUAACCCUGAAGACCUUGUUUGA
Messenger RNA from Misgurnus anguillicaudatus (oriental weatherfish), 3838 nucleotides. RefSeq names its product mitogen-activated protein kinase kinase kinase 3 (gene map3k3). NCBI's taxonomy places the organism in Eukaryota, Metazoa, Chordata, Actinopteri, Cypriniformes, Cobitidae. Gene Ontology annotation, biological process: protein phosphorylation. The record is from RefSeq and is a predicted model, not a curated record. Gene Ontology annotation, molecular function: protein kinase activity; ATP binding; protein binding.